UAAGAUGAAUGUGGUUACGCGAAACGUGGACUUGUGAGCUUCUAUGUACUUCCUGUAUUCUUUGCUUAUAUCGUGUUGUCAAUUUCUAUAGAUUCAUUUUACGUUUUUUCUGUAGUUCUAUUAUUAAAUUUAGUUAUUCGAUUUAAAAAUGUCUUCGGAGGAUGAAAAUGACGAAUUAAUAGAUUUAGAAGAGAUACGCGAUAAAAUGUUAAGUCAACCGCGUUACGAUCGUAUGCAAGUUAGUGCCUGGGAAGACGACGAUGACGGUGUAGAAGCUGAGCGUAAUGCAAAAGAGCCGGAUGAAAAAGCAAUUUUAAGUGCCGCUGAAAAUGGUGAUAAAGAUAAGGUUAACUUAUUAUUGAUAAAAGAUCCUAACUUAGUGGAAUGUAGAGAUAAGGAUGGAUAUAGGCCACUUCAUAGAGCGUGUUAUGGAAAUCACGUGGAAAUUGUUAAGCAUCUCCUUAAAGCGGGUGCAAAAAUAGAUUCAAAGACUAUGGAUGGAUGGCAACCCUUACAUUCUGCUUGUUGUUGGAACAACGUUGAAUGUGCUGCCAUUCUAAUUGCUAACGGAGCGGAUAUUAAUGCAAAAAGCAAAGGAGAUCAAACCCCUUUACAUUUAGUGUCAGCGAGUUCUCAUAAUUCUUCUGCUUUACAGCUUCUUCUUUUAAAUCCUGAUACAAAUCCCUUGAUAGUAAAUUCAAGCGGUAAUACCCCCGAGCAAAUUGCUAAAAGAACUGGUAAAUAUUAUCCAAUUUUCGAAAUAAUCGAACCGUAUUUAAAUGAAAUUUAAAACAAAGUUAUAUAUUUAGACUUAUAUUACAUUAUAAAUUUAUUAAGCAUUUAUGUACAUGUGUAUAAAAUUUAUAACUAUUAAUGUUAAUACAAAUAUUACGAUCGUGUAUUUAUAAAUAUAAGUUAUUGUAAUAUUAUGGACAAGAAUAAUAUAUAAAUUUUAAAUCUUUAGCUUUUAA
Molecule: messenger RNA, 971 nt
Organism: Polistes canadensis
Lineage: Eukaryota; Metazoa; Arthropoda; Insecta; Hymenoptera; Vespidae
Product: ankyrin repeat domain-containing protein 49-like
Exons: 3
Coding region: 149-790 (213 amino acids)
Molecular function (GO): protein binding
Source: RefSeq, a predicted model, not a curated record